CUUGUGGCAUCUGUGCAGGGCAUCGCUAGGGCUGGAGCGGGCGUGAGAGCCGGAGCAUGAGCGGCUGUCACCGGCGGGAUGGUCGGCAAGAAGGGGGAGGCCAAAAAGGAGGCGGAUGGCAAAGGGAAGGGGGGCAAAGGGAAAGGGAAGGAUGGCAAGAAGGGCAAGGAGGUGGUCAGCGAGGUGGAGGAGACAUCAGACAGCGAGCUGCUGAAGGAGGAGAGCAAGGAGUCCGAAGCGGUGGAAGAGGAGAAGGAGAAGGAAAAGGAGAAGGAGAAGGAGAAGGUGGAGGAAGAGGAGGAGGAGGCUGCAUCGGAGGAGCCCAAGAAGGGGAAAGGGAAGGAGAAGAAAGGGGUGCUGAAGGCGGUGGUGGCCAAAAAGCCGGGCAAGGGGAAGAAGGUGCAGCUGGAACCGGAGGAAGAGGAGGGUGAGAGUGAUGCUGCAUCAGCCAAGAAGAACCUCAAAGGCGCCUCCAAAGCGGCGGCCGACAAUGCCAAGAAGAAGAAAGGAGCCAAGGGCACGGAGGCCAAGGCCCAGCCUGCCGAGGAAGAGGAGGUGGUGGCGGCAGCCACACCGAAGGCGCGGGCGAAGCGCAGCCUGCGUAGCACCUCCAGGCUCUUCCUGGGCUUCAAGAAGCUGGGGCUGCGGCGGCCCAAGAAGGGGCAGUUCAAGAACACCUCCCGCUUCUUCUGGGGGCUGCAGAAGCAGAGCACAAAGAAGAAGAAGAAGAAGAAGAACAAAGCGGUCCUCAAGUCCACUUCCAACCUCAUGGUGCGCUUCAAGCACGUGGGGAAGAAGAGGAAGAAGGAGGAGGCCGCGGCUGCCCCACCGCCCAAGCCGGCCUUCCUGCUGCUGCACCGGGCCGGGCAAGCAGCCGAGGACGGCACGUCGCUCUUCCGCCGGCAACCGGAAAGGAAAUUUAAGCCGCGGGCACAGGUGCUGAGCAAGGCGGCGGCCGCCACGGGCUGGCUGGCCAGGAAGCUGCUGUCGCGGCGCGGGCGGCUGACGGGGGGUGGCCGGGCGGCCGACACGGCCUGGCUGUCCCGCAUCGGCGCCAAGAAGCUGCCGUUCCCUGCGGAAGACGAGAUCCUCAGGCACCGAGCCAACAUGAGGCGGCUGCCGGCCGGCAGUGGGCCCGCGGCUCCCGGCGCUGAGCGGCGCAGCAGCAUGGCGAGGCGCCCGUCCUCCCGGCGGCGGUCGCAGCAUGGCAGGCCCACGGGGACGCCGGCCCCGCGCCACGGGUGGGCCCAGGAGGAACGGGGUGCAGCCUAUGGACGCCGGCCUGGCUACGGCAAGGAGGAGCAGGAGGGGCCCUAUGGGAUCCGUCAUGGAUACGCCAAGGAGGUGCCAGGUGGGGCCUAUGGCCGCCAUCUUGGCUACACCAAGGAGGAUGAUGGACCCUAUGGCCGUCGGCGUGGCUAUGCCGAGGAGGAGGAGGAGGGACCCUAUGGCCUGCAGCACGGAUAUGAGGAUGAGGAGGAAGACUACAUCCACUCACCCACCGCAGCUUACCCUCCAGGGUACGGCUUUGAGGACACGGUGCCGACCUGUUAUGUUGAUUACCCUGGCUAUGAGACAGAGGAUGAGUAUGGAUUUGAUGGAGGGUUUUGGGAUGAGAAUGAGCCACUGGAGCACCCCUAUGGCUACUUGGAGCCCGAGGAUGAGGACUAUGGGUCUCCACUCCACCUCUACGACCCUUACAGCAGUGACCCAGAGUACGGCGAGGAGGUGGCAGGACCUUUUGGUUACAGGGAGGACCCGUAUGAGGACUUUGGGGAGCCCCUUGGCCUCACGGCUGGGUGGUACAUGGGGGAUGAGUACCCUGAGCACCGCAUCCAGUACAGUGAGGGCGGGUGGGCACCGCGUACCCAAUCUUCCUGCAAUCCCUACGCUCUGGGGCUGGAUGAGAUAUCCGAGGCUGAGGAACCAGAAGAUUGGCAGGAGGAAGACAAGGAUUAUCCCUUCUCUAUCCUCAGCACCUCCUCGCUGAAGGGCAUGCGAGACACGCUGUCCUCCAAGCUCUCCCUCAACAGGAAAUUCAGGCUCUUCCCAAGGCCCCAGGUCAAGCUGUUUGGCAGGGACCGCCUGGACAUCUCCCUGCCUCCAUCCCCACACCGCGAUGAGGAUGACUACGAUGAAUAUGAGCCGCCAUCCACCAGCCCCAAAGCAAACCGGGGAGGCCGGGUGUCAGCAGCGCGGGUGUGUGGGAGCCCUUUGGGGCAGUUCCUGCAGCGUUCCCUCUCACAGCUCCAGCCCCUCGGCCGUGCGCUGCGGGGCAUGGGGAAUCCCUGGGAUCUCCAGCCUUCCUACAGGCGCUUUGGCCAUGGGACAGAGCGUGCUGGGUCUGUGCGGGUGGGUAGCAGCCGGGAUCCCCCGCCCCGUGAACCGGGAGCUUCACGGCCAUCCUCACUCCGCAAUCCCUUUGUAAACCCCAUGCGCUCCCUAUCGCCACCACCAGCCCAGCAGCACCUCAGCAGCGUGCGAGGUGGGCGGCCGCGGCGCUCCGUGUCUUUCGGGGCCAGCUUCCGCCGUGAGCCCCCUGCUGUGCCGCGGGCACCCCCAAAUGCCGCGCCGCCAGCUCCGGCAUCACGGCAUUCGGGGGUGUCGGGGAGGCCCCUGACCCCGCGGCCGUCACGGCGGAGCAGCUCUCCUGGGGCGAGUCCCCCGGGACGGCUUCCCCUGGCCUGGCCGCGGCAGCCCGAGCCCCCCACCAAAGCUGUGAAGCCUCUGAUGAGGAGCUCCUUCCUCGCACCGCCCUCACGCCCCGGCAGCCGCCGACUCAACCCCUCCUGGGAUGAAGCCCCCGCCAUGCAGCUGCCUCCCUGGCAGGGCGCACCCCCACCGCCCAGCCCUGCAUCUGGGCCCCCCAAAUCCUUCAUCCAGCGCAUCGGGCAGCCCCUCGCUGGCAUGGCCCCGCGCUCGCCACCGCCAAGGCCGCCCCCUGCCGAAUCUGGGGGACGCAGCCCAUCCCCGGGACGAAUCCGUCAUGUGGGGCAGUCCCUGGCGUCGCUGAUCGUGGGGAGCAUGGCCUCCUCCAAAACUCCCUCGUCCCCACCGCCUGCCCGCCGCCCCCUAUCUCGCUCGCCUUCCCCACCGAGACGCGCGUCCCGGAGAGAUGUGGGCACCCCCAGCUCUCCGAGCCCCAAUGUGGGGAGCCCCCAUCUCUCUUCCUCCCCUAGCGCCCGCCGCCGCAGUCCCCCACCCCGCGGCCGCACCCCCGGCUCGCCCCCCAUCCUCCGCCGCAGCUUCCGUGCCCCCGAGCCUGCCGAGAGCGAGGCCGUGGCUGGGGAGGACGGCGCUGGGCGCUACGCGGUGGUGACGCCGCAGAUCCAGAGGUUGGACUCCUUCCGGAGGGCGUCCCGCAUGUACAAGCAGCACUGGUCCAAGCAGCACGUCGUGCGGGUGCGGGAGAUGCCCGACGCCUGGACGGCCGAGCAGGGCUACACCCGGCACCCCGCCGAACGCGGGCGGCAGCGGGCGAGCCAGAGGGGAGUCGACAUCGGCCGGUACCUGGGCCAGCGCUCAGCGAGCGCCUGGAGGGACAGGCACCCCUGGGCGGACGGGUACCUGGGCAGCAAGCAGCCCUGGCGCAGCAAGAUGCAGUCGCUGUGCAGCCUGCCCAUCGUGCGCUACCAGGAGCCGCAAGAGGAGGAUGGGCUGGAGGACAUGACCCAGUUGGAGGACCUGCAGGAAGCCGCAGUGCUGAGCAACAUCCGCACACGCUUCGAGCGCCAGCUCAUCUAUACCUACAUUGGCAGCAUCCUGGUGUCGGUGAAUCCCUACCGCCUGUACAACAUCUACGGGAUGGAGCAGGUGCUGCAGUAUGAAGGCAGGGCGCUGGGCGAGAACCCACCGCACCUCUUUGCAAUUGCAAACGUCGCCUACUCCAAAAUGAUGGAUGCCAAACACAACCAGUGUAUCGUCAUCAGUGGGGAGAGCGGCUCAGGGAAGACGGAGGCCACGAAGCUGAUCCUGCGCUACCUGGCAGCUGUCAGCCAGAAGCGCAGCACUGCACAGCAGGUAGGGAUCUUGGAGGCAACCCCCUUGCUGGAAUCCUUCGGCAAUGCCAAAACUGUGAGAAACGACAAUUCCAGCAGGUUUGGGAAAUUUGUGGAAAUCUUUCUGGAGGAUGGUCUGAUUUGCGGUGCCAUCACCUCACAGUAUCUGCUGGAGAAGUCCCGUGUGGUCUUCCAGGCCAAAAGCGAGCGCAAUUAUCACAUCUUCUACGAGAUGCUGGUGGGGCUGCCUGCCCAGCAGCGGCAGCGCUACUGCCUGCAGGGAGCUGAGACUUACUACUACCUGAACCAGGGUGGGAACUGUGAAAUCCCCGGCAAGGAUGAUGCAGAGGAUUUCCGCCGGCUGCUCAACACCAUGGAGGUCCUGGGCUUCAGUGUGGAUGAGCAGAACAGCAUCUUCCGCAUCCUGUCCUCAGUCCUCCACCUGGGAAAUGUCUACUUUGAGAAAUAUGAGACGGACUGCCAGGAGAUUGCCACGGUGGUGAGUGCCACAGAGAUCAGGACAGUGGCUGAGCUGCUGCAGAUCUCCCCCGAGGGCCUGCAGAAGGCCAUCACCUUCAAGGUGACGGAAACACUGCGGGAGAAGAUUUUUACCCCCCUGACUGUCGAAAGUGCUGUGGAUGCUAGGGAUGCCAUUGCCAAGACCCUCUAUGCCCUGCUCUUUGGCUGGCUCACUGACCGCAUCAACAAGCUGGUGUACCCACGGCAGGAUGCCCUUUCCAUUGCUAUCCUGGACAUCUAUGGCUUCGAGGACCUCAACUUCAACAGCUUUGAGCAGCUGUGCAUCAACUAUGCCAACGAGUACCUGCAGUUCUUCUUCAACAAGAUUAUCUUCCAAGAGGAGCAGGAGGAGUACCUGCGGGAGCAGAUCGAGUGGAAGGAAAUCCCCUUCAGUGACAACCAGCCCUGCAUCGACCUCAUCUCCCAGAAACCCUAUGGCAUCCUCCGCAUCCUGGAUGACCAGAGCUGCUUCCCCCAGGCCACAGAUCACACAUUCCUGCAGAAGUGUCACUACCACCAUGGGACCAACCCAUUGUACACCAAGCCAAAGAUGCCACUGCCUGAGUUCACCAUCAAGCACUAUGCAGGGAAGGUGACCUACCAGGUUCACAAGUUUUUGGAUAAAAACUAUGACCAGGUCCGUCAGGAUGUGCUGGACCUGUUCAUCAGCAGCAGGACCAAGGUGGUGGCCAACCUGUUCUUCGGCCAUGCCCAGGUGCUGGCCCGGCAGAGGAGCCUGGUCAGGAGGAGCAGCACCAGGACGCGGCGUUACAAGGCUCCCACUGUGGCUGCACGGUUCCAGCAGUCUCUCCUGGACUUGGUGGAGAAGAUGGAAAGGUUGGCACAAGCAGGGCACUCACGACACUGCUGGAGGGAGGGGGAUGGCUGGACCCACGUCCCAGGUGGCCAGGCUGGCUUUGUCCCCUGUCCCUUGAUGGCAUCUCUCCAACACAGGUGCAACCCCUUCUUUGUGCGCUGCCUCAAACCCAACAACAAGAAGGUGAGCGCGGUGGGUGCAUGGUGCCAUGUGGGUCCUCAUGUCUCCUUGCCCCUCGCUGGUGAGGAUCUGCCCACAUGGCCACCAAGGCUUCACUCCUUGUCCCCCCAGGAGCCAGGACUCUUUGAGGCCGAUGUGGUCAGCAGCCAGCUGCGCUACUCGGGCAUCUUAGAGACCAUCCGCAUCCGCAAGGAGGGCUUCCCCAUCCGCAUCCCUUUCCUCGUCUUCAUUGACAGGUACCGCUGCCUGGUCGACAUGUGGUCCAAUGUUGUUCCCAAUGGGGCCAACUGUGUGGAAAUGCUGAGAAACCUCUGCCCCGUCAACCCCAGCAUGUACUACGUCGGUGUCAGCAAGCUCUUCCUGAAGGAGCAGCUCUACCAGGCACUGGAGAGCAAGCGGGCCCGUGCCCACCACCUGGCUGCACUCACACUGCAGCGCUACGCCCGCACCUUCUUUAUCAAGAAGCGCUUCCGCUCCCUGCGCCGAAAAAUCGUCCUGCUGCAGAGCCGGGCACGUGGCUACCUGGCCAGGCAGCGGUACCGCCGCAUGAGGCACACGCUCAUCAAGUUCAGGUCACUGGUACACAUCUAUGUGAACCGCCGGCGGUACCUCAAGAGGAAGGAGGAUGCACGCCGGCGGGCAGAGGAGGAGAAGGAGAGAAGGAAGCAGGAGCUGACGAGGAGGGAGGUGGUGGACGUGACACACCUGGAGAUCCCUGCUGAGCUGAUGGGGCUGCUGGAGGCCGCGGCGGCUGCCCGUGAGGUGAAUGCUGGCUGUGUGGUCCUGGUGCCGCCGCCGGCAUUGCAGCCCGACUCCCAGCUCACCCUGCCCCUCGACAUCAAUGAUUACUCCAUGGCCAAGUACGUGCGGGGCCACUUCCAGGAGCCGGCCUUUGGGAUGCUGACAGCCCCACUGGUGGCCCCGCUCACCCGGCUGGAUGAGGAGCUGUGCCAUGAAGCACUCAGCCUCUUCAAGUUGAUCCUGCGCUUCAUGGGUGACCCGGGGCUAGGUGGCAAGCAGGAGACUCUUUUUGGCAACUACAUCGUGCAGAAGGGGCUGUCGGCACCAGGGCUGCGGGACGAGCUGCUGGCACAAGCAGCCAACCAGGUCUGGCGCAACACCAACGUCAACAACGAGGAGCGGGGCUGGCUGCUGCUGGCUGCCUGCCUCAGUGCCUUCCCCCCAUCCACCGCCUUCGACAAGUACUUGCUGAAGUUUGUCUCUGACUACGCCUUUGCUGGCUACAAGCCGGUGUGCCAGCGCAAGCUGAUGCACGCCAUGGCACGGUCCCAGCUGGGUGCCCGUGCUUACCCACCCUCACUGCUGGAGUGGACAGCGAACCGGCGGCAAGCCAGCAUGGCACUGCAGCUCUUCUGCUUCAAUGGCGACCAAUUCUCCUGCCCCGUGCACUCUUGGAGCACUGGUGAGGACCUGGCAGGAGAUGUUCUGAAGCACAGCAGGGGGCUGGUGGAGGGCUGGCGCGGGUGGUCCGUGGCCAUGAAGGUGGGCACCCAGUGGGCUGAGCUGGCUGGCCAUGAUUACGUCCUGGACCUCAUCUCUGACCUGGAGCUGCUGCAGGGUUUCCCCAAGCAGAAGUCCUGCUUCCUCAUUGCCUGGGACGGGGCAGGGAGCCGGGACCAUGCCAGCCGGGCGAUGCAUCCCAUGGAUUUGGAUGAAGUGCCGCCUCCUCCAGCUGUCAGAGCACCCACACUGCCAUCACUGGUGGAGACAGAGGGGUACCCACCACAUGACACCGACUUUGGGGAGCACAGAACCCAGAAGGGUUUGGAUCGGUACCUGGACAGCCUAUUUGACCCAGUGCUCUCCUAUGGCAAUGGGGAGCUGGAGAAGCCUGCUGCCAUCGUGCAGAGGAUGAAGGGAGGCGGCAGCGUGGGAGGGGGGGACAGCAGUAGUGGUGCCAAGCAGCAGCAACCCACCAUGCCCACUGACACGCGGCAGCCAAGGGGUGAAGAGCCAGCCUCACCCCCACAGCACCGCACAGACCCCAGCCCACCAAGGGCCCCGGGCAGAGCAGCAGAGGGGGCACCCACACGGGCCCCCCAGCCCCGGCCCUACUCACAGAAAGCAGCACCCACGGGCUGGCAAUGGAAUGGUGAGCCUGUGCAGCACUCCCGGCUGAACUCGGAGCACAUCCCACGGCCCACACACAACAUCCGUAACAUCAUCCGGCAGUGCCAACCCACCUCAUGUGGCCCCCAGCCCCACAGCAAGCUCUUUGGGAAGAAGCUGGAUCCCCACGAGGAAGCCUUGCAGAUCCUGAAGGAGCAACUUUCAGCAGCCCGGGUGCCUGCAGCUGUGGGGCCCACAGAGGCUGUGGCUGCAGUGAAACCGGUCCCCAGUGGCAGGUACCAGCUGAGAGCACCAAAGGGGCGACUGGGAGCCUCCCGGCCUCCAGUCUUCGUGUCGAGGGAGCUCCCGUCUGAGGCGCAGCAGGUGCAGACCCAGCUUCAUCGCAGCUGCAGUGAGGACUUCUACACCUACUGCAAUGUGCCCUGGAAAAUAUACAUCCGCAAGGAGGUUUUCUACCCCAAGGACAGCUUCAACAACCCGCUGCUGCUGGACCUCAUCUUCCGGCAGAUCUUCACCGACACACUCUCUGACACCUGCAUCCGCAUCAGCCCCGAGGAGCGGCUCCGCAUGAAAUCCCUCUUUGCGGAAAACAAGCUGGACUCCUUCAGCCCCGUGGCCACUGAGAGUGUCAAGAAGGAGAUUGUGACGGCCGCCCGGGACAGCUGUGAGGUUUAUUUCUCACGCCUCUUCCCUGCCACGGGCAGCGUGGGGACGGGCGUGCAGAUCCUGGCUGUGUCCCACACUGGCAUCAAACUGCUGCGGAUGGUGAAGGGCACCAACAUGCCUGGGGAGCAGCUGCGUGUGCUGCGGGUGUACAGCUAUGCAGACGUGCUCUUCGUGACCACCCCAUCCAAGAACAUGUUGGAGUUCAAUCUGAGCAGUGAGAAGUUCAUCCUCUUCUCCCCAAAAGCUCCUCAGGUGAAGGCCAUGGUGGAUCACUUCAUCACGGAGCUCAGGAAGGACUCCCAGUACGUGGUGGCCGUGAGGAACUACAGCCCUGAGGAUGGGGCUCAGCUCAGCUUCCACAAAGGAGAUAUCAUUCACCUGCAGCCACUGGAGCACCCCAAGAGAGAUCACUACUAUGGCUGCGUGGUUCGCAAGAAGGUGAUAUACCUGGAGGAGCUGAAGACUGGCACCCAGGAUUUUGGGUGGAAGUUUGGGGCCAUCCACGGCAGGUCAGGGCUCUUCCCAACUGAGUACGUCCAGCCCAUUGCAGCCCCUGACUUCGUCCACUUGCCAGCGGGGAGGAAGGAAGAGCCUGGGGACAAGCAAGGCAGAGUGGCAGCCUCAGGGGCUGUGGCCAUGGCUGUGGCUUCCACUGCUGUGGCACAGGAACUGGAUCGCAAAACUGAGGGGUCUCCGACCAGCACUGCCUUCCCAGAGGGUCCAGAAGGUGACAGCAGCGAGCAGCUUGGGGAUGGCGCAGGGACCCGCCCCAUGCUGGCCUUUGCCAGGCGGUAUUUCCGUGCAGCGCAGCGUGGGACCACGGAGUCCUGUGGGAGCAAGGGCAAGAUGGAUGGGCCCAGCGGGAUGGAGAUGCUGAGGUUCACCAAGAUUCCCAUCCAGGAGUCGCUCAUUGAGUUCACAGAUAACAGUGUCAACAAACUGGCGACUGAGGCUUUCCAAGCUGUGAUGAAGUUCAUGGGUGACCACCCUCUGCGAGGGCAAACAGAGCUGGACAUCGUCUGCACCAUCCUCAAGCUGUGCGCCGAGCACGAGGUGCUACGGGAUGAGGUAUACUGCCAGAUCAUCAAUCAGGUCACUGACAACACCAGCUCCAAACCGGACAGCUGCCAGAAAGGCUGGAGGCUGCUCUACAUCCUCACUGCCUAUUACAAGUGCUCCGAGGUGCUCAGGCCCUUCCUCCUGGCCUUCCUGCGGAAUGCCAGCGUGCGCCCAGAGCUGCCUUUCCAGGGCAUCUCCAAAGCCUGUGAGCAAAACCUGCGGAAAACCCUGCAGUUUGGUGGCCGCAGCCUUUUCCCCAGCAACAUGGAGCUUAAAGCCAUGGUGGCUGGGCGCAGCGCCAAGCGCCAGCUCUUCCUCCUGCCUGGCGGCAUCGAGCGGCACCUCAAGAUCAAGACGUGCUCAGUGGCUCUGGAUGUGAUAGAGGAGCUGUGCUGCGAAAUGGGGCUGCAGCGCCGAGAGGCUUUGGAUGAAUAUAUCCUCUUCGUGGUCACCAACAGAGGGCAGAGCGUGCGGCCUCUGACACGCCGGGAGUACAUCUUGGAUGUGGCCACCGAGACCGAGCGCCUGGACGCUGGCUACACCUUCUGGUGCCGCCGGGUGGUCUGGGGACAGCCCCUCAAGUUUGAUAACGAGCUCUACGUCACCGUGCACUACAACCAGGUCCUCCCUGACUACCUCAAGGGGCUGUUCACCGUCCUGCCACCCACCAGGCCAGGAGAGCAGCACUUCCAGCAAGUGGCCAAGAUGGCUGCUCUCCAGUACCGAGCCAAGGAUGGCCACCACCUCCCCACCAUGCGGGAGGUACAGGACUACAUCCCCCCACAGCUCUUCCGCCUGCUGUCAGCCCCAUCCUGGCUGCACAUGGUGACCCAGCACAUGCAGCAAGCACAGGCACUCAGUGCCCACCAGGCCCGGGCGCAGUUCCUGGGGCUGCUGAGUGCCUGCCCCAUGUUCGGCUCGUCUUUCUUCUACAUCCAGAGCUGCAGCAACCACGCCAUUGUCUCACCCUGCAUCCUGGCUGUCAACCAGAAUGGCCUCAACUUCCUCAGCAAGGAGACCCACGAGCCCGUGGCCAAGUUCUCGCUGAAGGAGCUGCAGGCGACGCGGACGCAGCGCCCGGCGGCCGGCUCCAGCUCUCCCUACGUGGAGAUCACCACCGGGGAGCUGCAAGCCCAGGGCGUCACCCAGCUGCAGUUGGAGCAGGGCCUGGAGCUGUGCCGCGUGGUGGCCGCGCACGUGGAGAGGCUGCUGGGGGCGAGGGAGAAGAGGCUGACGCUGCCGCCCAGCGAGAUCACGCUGCUCUGAGCCCGCGGCCCCGUCCCCGACGUGACCCCCCCACCCCCUCCUCGCUGUAACCCCGCACAGGAUUUUAUACAAGCCCGCGACGCGGGGCCUGGCUGUAUUCGUGCUGUGUGCUGCGCUCCUGCCAUCCAACUCCCCCCGCACAGAACCGCGUAGCUCUGCCCCGCACCGGGCACGGAGCCCCCGGGUCCUCCCAUCCGCCAGGGGGCGGUAGUGUCCCUGCGCCACGCGGCUCGCAGGCAUCUCGCCGGCCACCCCAGCGCCCGCCGGCGUUAUCGCGAGGACCCCGCCAAUCAACCGUCGGCUCGCACUUCCGGCAGCCAAUCAGCACCGAGUCCCGAG
Messenger RNA from Phasianus colchicus (ring-necked pheasant), 10935 nucleotides. NCBI's taxonomy places the organism in Eukaryota, Metazoa, Chordata, Aves, Galliformes, Phasianidae. The record is from RefSeq and is a predicted model, not a curated record.